Molecule: messenger RNA, 7209 nt
Organism: Perca fluviatilis (European perch)
Lineage: Eukaryota; Metazoa; Chordata; Actinopteri; Perciformes; Percidae
Exons: 14
Coding region: 314-2233 (639 amino acids)
Biological process (GO): axon guidance; positive regulation of cell migration; negative regulation of axon extension involved in axon guidance
Molecular function (GO): chemorepellent activity; semaphorin receptor binding
Source: RefSeq, a predicted model, not a curated record
AAAGUGAUGCGUUUGUAGGCAAUUUUUUGCAAUCCUUUUCAUUCUUGCAUCCGUGCUGAAAGCCUUCACUCCCCCCUCUGCCUUUUGUUUCCGAGGUGGAGCCUGAUACACCGACUUCUUCAAACUGAACUGCCGGCGAAGCAGACGGACAAGAUAGGACCGGCACCAGCAGUCGGUGGCACAGAUCUGGGACGCAGCAGAUCGAAAGGAGGGACCAUAAAGGCAGUUGCAAGGAAGAAAAAGGGAUCUUGUGGAACGCAUUGUACGGUUGAAUCAUUUUACAAAUCGGCCACACGGUACAGCUUCAAGAAAGAUGAAUUAUUUCAUCCUGCUGUCGCUUUUUGCCACGAUUAUCACCGGAAAGUCACCUCGGCUGAAAUUUGUUCUGCACGAGACCUCCAGGUUCCACUUCAACAAACCUGAGAACUACAUCAGCAUGUACCACCAGGAAGGGAGCGACACGCUGUAUGUGGGCGGCCAGGCGAUGAUCUAUGUGUUGACGUUCACUAACAGAGGGGUCCGCAACCUGCAGAUCCCAGCGGCAUCUGACCAGACUGCAAUUGAUACCUGCAAGGCAAAGGCUGCGCCACUCGAGCUGGAGUGUGAUAAUUUCAUCACCGUCAUUCAGAAAGUAAACGACACAAUGAUAAUAUGUGGAACUAAUGCUGGAAGCCCCAGGUGCUGGAUGCUGGUAAAUGAGACUGUGCUGACUGACGUCCAGGGCAACGGGCAGAUAGCAUCAGCGUCUGACAUCUCACCACCCUACCCUUCCCAAAAGUCCAUCAGCUUGCCUGCAGAUGGGAGUCUGUAUUCUGCUAUGUCGUCGGUGGCAGGUCACGUCGGCUCGAUCCGCCGUACGUUUGGACCCCAGAAGCUCCUGAAGACGGAGAACGUUUGGCUGCUGAAUCCGCAGUUUGCCGGUGCAGCCAUAAUGCCGUCUACACUGAAGUACAAGGAGGAGAUCUACUUCUUCUUCAGCGAGCUCAACAAGACAGCCAGAGUGGACGAGGAGCCUUACAGGGCACGCAUUGGCCGAGUCUGUACGGUGGACGAAGGCGGCAUCAAAGCCCUGCUGGCAGACUCAUGGACCACAUUCAUGAAGGCCCGGGUCAUGUGCGGCGCAGGAAACACUCAGCAGCAGUACAACAACAUGAAGCAGGCGGUGGUUCUGACAGCGCAGGACAAGAGGGCUGGAGUCCUGUAUGGCCUGUUUUCCAACGCAUGGGGUAGAACAGUGAUCUGUGCCUACUCCAUUGAAGAUAUUGACCAGGCUUUCUCCACAUCCAAACUGAAGGGCUACAGCAGUCCAUUCAUUGGCAGUCGCCCUGGGAUGUGUGUCCGCAAAAACUCGACAGCAGGAGGUCACAACGACAUCAAAAACCUCGGGGUGAUCAGAUAUCAUCCAGAAAUUGAGGAUGUGAUCCGGCCUGUCGGUGUGGCUCCACUGGACCUGCCCACAGAUGACCAAAUCACACACGCUGUGGCAGACAUCGUCCUGGCGGUCAAUGAUGAGCACUACAGCGUCCUGUACCUUGGAACAGACCAAGGCAAAGUUCUCAAAGUUCUUCACAGUAGCGAGGGGGUCUUCAUCAUAUCUCAGUACUCUCUGUUUCACAAUGAGGGCCCCGUUCUCAACAUGGCCAUCGACUCCCAAAAGGGACACCUGUACGUUGGUACAGCGAUGGAGGUCCAGCGGCUGCCACUAGCUGACUGCAGUCGCUAUGGCGACACGUGCAGGGAGUGUAUCCUUUCCCGGGAUCCGUACUGCGGCUGGGACAGGGCCAGGAGGAAGUGUAUCCCAAUCCCGCCUGGAUACAACGUCACCACAGGGACACUCAUUCAGAAUCUGGACCGUUCAAACUCCUCGGUUUGUGGGGAAGCUGCUGCUUUAAAGCAGCGUAGCACUUCCCCCAGAGAAGUGCUGGUGCAGUCCAACACCUCCAUUUUUCUCCCUUGCCCCGUGCGCUCCUUCCACGCCUCCUACCGCUGGGUGAAAGACAACUGUGUCAAGAACUAUCCCUGCCUCUUCUCCGGAGACUUCUGCGUCCUGGGGCCGGCUAUUGACACGCCCCUGAAGGAAGGCGUCUUCCGCUGCAUAGCCACCGAGGACGGAUUUAAAGUGGAGGUAAUCUCCUUCAGGCUGGUGAACGACGGCAGGCUCCUGGCCGCCUCCCUGGCCUCCACCUUGGGGCCGUCGAUCCUGCUCGCCAUGGCUACCCUGUGGCUCCAUUAACUGCAGCUACCGCUAAUGCUAACCCCUCAUCCUUACUGGCUCCCAAUGACAGGAAAGACAAGGAGCCUCUGUUAGGAGGUUAGGUUCGCAGAGCAUUAAAGUAAAUGGUUGGGUUGGACAGUGGAAAUUCAGCUUUUUUAGAGAAAGAAUCCCAAAAAAAUGUGAACGAGGGAUUAAUUCUGUAUUUUUUGCAACAUAUCUGCAGCUGUCUUAAAGAGAUCAGAACUCAAAACAUGCUUUCAUUAACAUUAAGACUAAUUACUGUCCAUGAAUUGACUUGCGAGUUCGAUCAACCGUAAUUAGGUGCUUUGCGAAACUAUCCUCUCUGACUCAAAACAUAUCGUAUGAGUUGGGCAAAAAAAACACCAAUACCAGGCCAAUUCUUUUUACCAUUUCUCUACUUAUUUUCAAAUUGACUUGACUGUGCUUAUUUGUGAAUAUAUAAACCUUUAAUACCGCUCUUACAUUGAAUCAUUCAUGUUGUUAAACCUUAUUGCUAUAGCUCAUUAGUACUCAUCAGUACUUAGAAAUGUCUGGUAUUGAGAUUUAAAAAGCCUUAACACUUCUGGGACAAACUCCUAAGCACAAUUUUGCAGUCGAGGCAGAAUACUCGGUUGGACUUGGCGCUAUAAUUAGUGCCGCUGAGUCUAACAACAUCGCUGGGAGGAAGUGUCAGCUUUUUGACAGGAAGUAGGCGGAUGGGCAAGAGCUCAUUCUCGAACAUCACUGUGUCUCAGCACCUCCUCCUCAGACGAGGCAGUUUCUUGCAACUUUUUAUCAGAUGGUAUCAGACAUCGUCAUUACGCCUUGUUCACAGCUUUGUCCGUGUUUUUCUCUUUAAAUGCCAUCGUCUUUCCUCUCCAGAGCAUCAGAAACAAAACACUUAACCCUCUGAGGUCUAAGGGCAUUUUCUCAAUUUUGACAUAUCUCCUUAAAUUCACCUUUUAAGGGUAUUUGCAUAUGACUUGAUGCCCAUGUGUUUCACAUCAAAAUGUUCAGAACAAAUUCAGCUUUCUGGAUAGUUGAGCCUCAAGUUGUCCUAGUGCAAUGUAUAAAGAGAUCAUUUGGCCCUAAAGCUGAAAAGUUGAAGUUCCCUUUUUUUUGUACUUUAAAUGAACAAUUCUUUUGUUGCUUGAAUUGAGCUUACCAAAGCCGACGGAAACUUAAGUCCUCCAUUAAAUACCCAAUAAAAGAACGCAAAAGGAAAGAUUCUGCUGAUUCUGGAAAUAUGUAAACCACAUUUCUGCGCUGUAUUAUUGCUUAAAUAUUAAAUGAGACAUUGAAUAAACAUUUCCAUGGACUCGCCAUGCAUUCAUUGACCUCAGAAGGUUAAACACUAAGGAGCAAACCCCUCAGAAUCUUUCAACAAAGGAGCCUCAAACAUAAACCAUAAAAUAAUUAAACCCAUCUCUAACAAUCAACGUGAAGGUUUAAAGCAACACUAUAUAACUUUUCCCGCUUCGGUCCCCCUACAGGUUGGAAGCAGAAUUGUCCAUUACAUUACAUUGUCCAGUUCAUUCGAACUACGGAUCCACUACCCGAUCUGGCAAACUUGCAUCCAACCUGUAGGGGGACCAAAGCGGGAAAAGUUACACAGUGUUGCUUUAAAAUCUGGGUUUCAGUUUGGUCUUUUAUUGUGCAGAGACGGUGGGUAAAAGUUAUGUGAAACAGCACUGACUUUUUGCUAAUACCGAGUAUGUUGUCGGCAUGUUCUUGGUCCAAAAUCCCAAGUGUCCAUAAGCUUUUCGGAAACACAAAGUGACAAAGAGGAGCUAAUUUUCUGCAAAUGACAUCCAAUUUCUGUUAACCCAACAAUGCGUAAAGAUGUGAACAAGGUGUUGCGCUAUAGCAAUUUCAAUAAACACACACUUACAUUAUCAUAAGGGCAGAUGAAGCUAAAUGGAACUGCAUAUUAGGCUUGCAUUUUAUAGUUUGCUUGGAGAAAAAAAGGCUUGUACUUAGAUCCGUGAAGUGUGUUCUGUAUUUUAUUGCUCUGCAGAUGCUGAUUUCUACCAUUGCUGCCUAUGUAUGUUACACUUUUUCCUGAUUGUUUGGGUAAUUAUACCAUAGUUAGAACGUGAUAUAUAACCAUUGACGGCUUUGCCUCUCUUCCCAGGGACAUCGGUGCAAAUAGACAAGAAAAUGGUUUGUGUUUGUCAUACUUGUAUCUCUAUGCUGUGAAACAAAAGGCUUGACAGAUUCCAGUAAUACUGUAUGCUUCACUGAUGGUCAGCAGCAACCACAACCAGCGGCGAGAGCAGUCAUCAGCAACCACAACCAGCAGUGGCGUUAACAUCACGCUAUAUCUGCAGGAUCGUCCUUUAACCUCUCUUUAAAUACUACACUUUAUUAAGACCAAAAAGGCAGAUUAAAGCUGAAUGUAAAGAGAAACAAGUGUUGUGAAUUUUGCUGGAGUUCAAUAGCUCUAAAAUGCCAGAAGAAGUAUGCUUUGUGCGGUGAUGAAUUAUUCAGCGGAUUAGCAUGUUCUCCAGAGCUUUGAGAAUUAUCAUUCAGUAGUGUUACAUAGGCCGUGCUGAGGAUUUCACAGUGGCAGAGAUGUCAUUAAUAGCUAAUUUGACAAUGGAGCCGGCUCGUCAUGCAAAGUAUUAAAGAAUUUAUUUCACACCGUCAGGGAUACGAGCAUCGAGCAUGUCCCCAGCUGUGAAAAAUCUUGAGGUAGUGUUGUGCUUCUCAUUCUGCUUGGUUGUGUGUUGCUGCUCUUCGAGCUGCUUGCUUUCUGCAUUGCACUGACUCUGGAUACUGACUGUGCCAAGAAAAGAAAAAAAUGAAAAAAAACAAAGCUAUGUUGAGCCAACGCAUCCCCCCCCUUGACGCGUCUUCUUAUGUUCAUUUGCAAAUUCCCUCGCUCCUUACCUGGCAUAAUAUUUUGUCCCAGACAAACUGUGCACAUGUACAAAACUGGCCAUCCGUUCAACCAAACUCACAAACACAAACCAACUGCAGGUCUAACAUGCAUAUUUAUUGUCUUUGUAUUGCCACCAGUGUGGGAAAUGAACACCACCCACUGGCCAAGUGCUGGUAAACAUUUAGUAGAGGCUGUUGUGAUGAUGCCAGAGACCUCUGGCAGGAAGCGUACUCAACAUUCACAGAUGUGCUCAAGGCAGUUUCCUGUAUAACCUUCUUUAUACUGUCACUAUGACUGCUGUGUAUGUGUCGUUGUGAUAUAUCUCCCAAAACUGUUAUCACAAGCCACAAUUUCCAUUCAUGUAUUUUUAUCUGCAUUUUGAAAAGCUGUAUGGAAACUGCAAAAUUCGAUAGAACUUUUUCAAUUGCGGAAUAUUAUAUACAAAAAAAGCUAUUGCUUGCUUGAGGUGGAAAAAGAGUUGAAGCUCUUAAUUGGAUAUGGAAAUGCCUUUGCCGAAUACGUUCUGACCUGUUUCUGGUAUCCGCGUAAUGCUGCGUGCAUUAGAAUCAUUGAAUUAAUUAGUCUUUGUCUCUGGACAGCAUUAACAAUACCAAUACUAGCUGAAAUGAAAGAACAAUUAAAACUUGCCCAAUUGAACCAAAUUCCCAGAGACCUCCAUUUUUCUCUCGGUGAUGGGUAAGAUGGCCAAGGCGACUUGUUUUAUUUCCGGUUAGCAACCUCUACUUCUUCUACUCUACUAGCUUAAAGCGCCAACUUCUGACCAAACUAAGCUGCAGCAAGGUUUAUUUACUCCAAACCAGUUGAUAGAAACAUACCUAAUUUGCAUGUCUUUUUUGCGACGUUUCAAAGAUUUGCUUAAAAUUCGGUUGAGAAUUGAAUGGAAACACGGCUUAGGAGAGGCCUAUGCUAACCAAUAAUGGUAAUUAUGCAACAAGCUGGUAUCAUAAGGUUAUUCACCGUGUCCCAAGUCCAUACUAUGUCCCUAGUACAUACUAUAUACCUGUAGAGAACAGAAAUAUGACAGCAUUUGUUCAAACGCUAAAAACAACCUACUUUAUAUUUAUAUUACCAAAGGUAGAAGUAGCAUGAUAAUGGAACUCCUGCAAUAUAGAUAAGAUAAAAUGGUUGUAUUUGGUAGUUGGUGGAUGGUGUACAAAGCGUGGGACUUUAAGAUGGGAGACCAUGCUUCACAUCCCAUCGUCUACCAUCAGUGUGGUUUUUUUUUAAAUGCACUGACACGGGUCCCCCCUAACCCUAACCCUAACCACACUAAGGCUGUGAUCUUUCCUCAACCUUAACCAAAUAGUUUUAGUUGCCUAAACUUAACCAAACUUUCAGGAUAGAGGUGACUCUUUUCCAAAUACAUUCACAUGUAUAUGUAUUCAUUUGGCAGAUGCAUGUUGUACAAAGGAGCAUGUCUAUGUUAUAGUUUGGAUUUGGGACACAUAGAAUAGGUGGAAUCAGGCUUUCAUCGUUCUCCACAGUACGCAGUCGUCAUCCUCAACUCCACAAGGCUUUGCUUCAAUAUCAACACUUUUCCAGCCAACGCGUGGAAUUAAGAUUUAUAGCAUUUAUAGCAUUUACCAAUAAUUGCCGUCUUCAAAUCUCCGUUAUGUUCAAGUCCUUGCUUUGAUAUGGAUAUUCACACAGCCGCUUUAUCAAAAUUCAGUUAUCACUCACUCACAUCCGUCAUCGUCAGCGAGUCCGUGAAAGGCUAAUCUCCUUCAAAGCAAGCUCUUGAUUUGCCUUCAGGAAACCAAUUUAAUGUAUCACGCUAUCUGCUGUAAACGAACUGACGUUGAGUGUAGCGGGGUUGCUGUCUUGUUUGCUCUGGGUUUUUUUUUAGUUCAAGUACUGUACAUGAUGACGUGUGCCCACGAUUCUGUGUCUUGAUAUAUCUAAUUUUCGAAGUAACAUGCCAAACUCUAUUAUUAUUAAAGAGAUUUAUAUUGGUGCCAUGCCGGUCUAAUGCCAUCUCAUAACAUGUAUUUUUAAAACAACAGAUAUCUAUAGAUAUUCAUGUAACAAACCCAUAUUGACAUGUGUUUCCCUGAACAUGUGCGUUGAAUAUUAAUAAAAUACAAGUAUA